This is a messenger RNA of Condylura cristata (star-nosed mole), 3674 nucleotides long. RefSeq names its product WD repeat domain 59 (gene WDR59). Lineage: Eukaryota; Metazoa; Chordata; Mammalia; Eulipotyphla; Talpidae. The record is from RefSeq and is a predicted model, not a curated record. The transcript is spliced from 27 exons. Gene Ontology annotation, molecular function: protein binding. The coding region runs from base 118 to 3096 and encodes 992 amino acids.
GGGGGUGAGACGUGGUGGGUUUGACUCGCGGGCUCCGUGAGGCUCGCGGAGCCUGGGAAUGCCGGUGUAGAGGGUGAGAAGGCGCGGUUUUGCGGCCGCAGCUACGGGGAACGGGAGAUGGCGGCGCGAUGGAGCAGCGAGAACGUGGUGGUGGAAUUCCGUGACUCCCAGGCGACUGCCAUGUCUGUGGACUGUCUCGGGCAGCAUGCAGUGCUUUCUGGCCGCCGAUUCCUAUACAUCGUUAAUCUAGAUGCCCCUUUCGAAGGUCACCGAAAGAUCUCUCGUCAGAGCAAAUGGGACAUUGGAGCUGUGCAAUGGAAUCCUCAUGACAGCUUCGCACACUAUUUUGCGGCUUCGAGUAACCAGCGGGUAGACCUGUAUAAGUGGAAAGAUGGCAGUGGGGAAGUUGGCACAACCUUACAAGGCCAUACUCGUGUUAUCAGUGACUUGGACUGGGCAGUGUUUGAGCCAGAUCUUCUGGUCACCAGCUCUGUGGACACCUACAUCUACAUUUGGGAUAUCAAAGACACAAGGAAACCUACCGUUGCACUGUCUGCUGUAGCGGGUGCCUCCCAAGUCAAAUGGAAUAAAAAAAAUGCUCAUUGUCUGGCCACCAGUCAUGAUGGGGAUGUGCGGAUAUGGGACAAGCGGAAACCCAGCACAGCAGUGGAAUAUUUAGCAGCUCACCUGUCUAAAAUCCAUGGCUUGGACUGGCACCCAGACAGUGAGCACGUUCUUGCUACCUCCAGCCAAGACAACUCUGUCAAGUUCUGGGAUUACCGCCAGCCUCGGAAAUACCUCAACAUUCUUCCUUGCCAGGUGCCUGUCUGGAAGGCAAGAUACACUCCUUUCAGCAAUGGAUUAGUGACUGUGAUGGUUCCCCAGCUGCGGAGGGAAAACAGUCUUCUCUUAUGGAAUGUCUUUGACCUGAACACCCCAGUCCAUACCUUUGUGGGGCAUGAUGACGUGGUGCUGGAGUUCCAGUGGAGGAAACAGAAGGAAGGAUCGAAGGACUACCAGUUGGUCACGUGGUCACGGGAUCAGACCUUGAGGAUGUGGCGGGUGGAUUCCCAGAUGCAGAGACUGUGUGCAAAUGAUAUACUGGAUGGUGUUGAUGAUUACAUUGAGAACAUUUCUCUUCUGCCGGAACCAGAGAAGACUCUUCACACUCAAGAUGCAGACCACCAGCACAACUCAAGCCAUGGAGAGGAAGAAGUCAUAAAGGAAGACCCCCCUAGCAGUCUCCUCGAAGAGAAGAAAUCUGAUCAGCUGGGACUGCCGCAGACUCUGCAGCAGGAGUUCUCUCUGAUCAAUGUGCAGAUCCGCAACGUCAACGUGGAGAUGGAUGCAGCAGACAGGAGCUGCACAGUGUCUGUGCAUUGUAGCAACCAUCGUGUCAAGAUGCUGGUGAAGUUCCCAGCCCAGUAUCCAAACAACGCAGCUCCUUCCUUCCAGUUUAUUAACCCCACAACCAUCACGUCCACAAUGAAAGCUAAGCUACUCAAGAUCCUGAAAGAUACUUCUCUGCAAAAAGUGAAACGGAACCAGAGUUGUCUGGAGCCCUGCCUGCGCCAGCUUGUGUCCUGCCUUGAGUCUUUUGUGAACCAAGAAGACAGUGCUUCCAGCAAUCCUUUUGCACUCCCAAACUCUGUCACACCACCCUUACCAACGUUUGCACGGGUCACCACCUAUGGAUCUUACCAAGAUGCCAAUAUUCCCUUUCCUAGGACGUCAGGGGCUAGGUUCUGUGGAGCAGGGUACCUGGUGUACUUCACGAGGCCUAUGACCAUGCAUCGAGCGGUGUCCCCAGCAGAACCUACUCCAAGAUCUCUCUCGGCCUUGUCUGCUUACCACACUGGGUUGAUAGCACCCAUGAAGAUACGCACAGAGGCCCCUGGGAACCUUCGUUUAUACAGCGGCAGCCCCACUCGCAGUGAGAAAGAGCAGGUCUCCAUCAGCUCCUUCUACUACAAGGAACGGAUGUCUCCUCGCUCUGCCCGGCGACGUUGGUCCAUACAAGCAAUUAACGACUUCCCGAAAUCAAGGAGAUGGAAAAGUAAGCGCGAGGGAUCGGACUCUGGCAAUCGACCAAUCAAGGCUGCGGGAAAGGUCAUCAUCCAGGACAUCGCAUGCCUUCUUCCUGUUCACAAGUCGCUAGGAGAACUCUACAUAUUGAAUGUGAAUGAUAUUCAAGAAACGUGUCAGAAGAAUGCAACUUCUGCCUUGCUUGUUGGAAGGAAGGAUCUUGUCCAGGUUUGGUCGCUGGCUACUGUAGCCACAGAUCUGUGCCUUGGUCCAAAGUCUGACCCAGAUUUGGAAACACCCUGGGCUCGACAUCCAUUUGGACGACAGCUGCUGGAGUCCCUGUUGGCUCAUUACUGCCGACUCCGGGAUGUCCAAACAUUGGCUAUGCUCUGCAGUGUAUUUGAAGCCCAGUCUAGGCCUCAGGGAGUCCCAAAUCCCUUUGGGCCCUUCCCCAGCCGAUCAUCCAACCUUGUGGUGUCCCACAGUCGAUAUCCUAGCUUUACUUCCUCUGGUUCCUGUUCCAGCAUGUCAGACCCAGGGCUCAACAGCGGUGGCUGGAACAUAGCGGGAAGAGAAACAGAACAUAUAUCUUCACCUUGGGGAGAGUCUUCACCAGAGGAAAUCCGCUUUGGGAGUCUGACCUAUAAUGAUCCUCGUGAGCGAGAACGUGACCUGCAUGAUAAAAAUAAAAGACUUCUGGACCCUGCCAACACCCAGCAAUUUGAUGACUUUAAGAAAUGCUAUGGUGAAAUCCUCUAUCGCUGGGGUCUGAGAGAAAAACGAGCAGAAGUGCUGAAGUUUGUUUCCUGUCCUCCUGACCCUCACAAAGGGAUUGAGUUCGGGGUAUACUGUAGCCACUGCCGCAGUGAGGUCCGGGGCACACAAUGUGCCAUCUGCAAAGGCUUCACCUUCCAGUGCGCCAUCUGCCACGUGGCUGUGCGAGGAUCAUCCAAUUUCUGCCUGACCUGUGGGCACGGUGGACAUACCAGCCACAUGAUGGAGUGGUUUCGGACCCAGGAGGUGUGUCCCACUGGGUGUGGCUGUCACUGUCUGCUGGAAAGCACUUUCUGAACAGCCAGAGCAUGGUGUUGUCGGAAAUCCAAGAGAACCCCGUAAAUACGGGUUACAAGCCCCCUGCCAGGAGAGAGGCUCCAGGACCAUUCCCAUUGAGGGGCAUUUUCCCCUCAAAGACUGUUGGAGAAGGAUGAGGAAAGACGGUGGAGACACACAGGCCAGGUGGAAGUUUUCUUGGAGGAAAACAGCUUGCCUCCAGUGCCUUGUUAACCUCACACCACUGCACAGCAUCCUUUCUGAUGACAUACAAAGACUGAAGUCAGACGCAAAGGACCAGCUCCUGAGCCAGAGGACACUGGACAUGAUGUAGUCAACAGAGUGGGUCUGUGACAUAAGUUGGUGCAUCUAAUGAACUAGUGGACAGUGAUCGUUUAAAAUAUGAUACCUAAACUAUGAAUAUGUGCGUAAGGAUUUUUUUUUGUGUUUUUAUUGAUAUUGGUUUACAAUUAAGGGUUCUCCAGAUGUCUUUUUUCGUUUGUUAGUGCUCUUCCAGGCUGCUCUCCUUUGACUAAUAAAAUUCUAGAAAUUAUUUUAAAAAAGAGAAUGUUGACCAACAAUUAGUGUGUCUUUGCUUU